AUGACACUUUCCUUUUAUUUUCUCAGAAACACAGCUUCUGCUAUCAUGCAGUGUUCUACCAGUGAGCUCACCUGCUCGAUCUGCACAGACUAUUUCACAGACCCUAUCGCCAUUUGCUGUAGGCACAGAGUUUGUAGUCCCUGUCUCUGCCUCUUGUGGGAAGAUGCACAAACUCCAACUUGCUGCCCUGUGUGCAGGGAAGUAUCACAGCAAAUGAACUUCAAACACAUUACUUUUGUUAAGAAACAAGUUUUUCGUACCAGAGAAUCAGUCACCUGCCACGUAUCAAGCUCUGCCAUGCUGAUCUGUAGGAGACACCAGGAAACCAAGAACUUCACCUGUGAAACAGACAGGAGGCUCUGUUUUCUUUGCUGUCAAUCGCCAGAGCAUGCUACUCACAGACAAUAUAGGAUAAAGGCUGAUGAAUACUAUAAGGAGAACUUCCUGAAGCAAAUGAAGUCCAUCUGGAAAAAAAAAAUAAAAAAUUAAAGAAAUCUAAACAGAGAGACCAACAUAAUACAAAAAUGGAAGGUUUUUAUACAUUUGCAGGUCAUGAUGAUCAGCGCUGAAUAUCCUAAGGUGCGUCAGUACCUCCGUGCAGAAAAGCAAAAGCGCUUAGAGAGCCUGGCAAGUGAAGGCAAGAUGAUUUUUCUGCAACUCAGGAGAAGUGAAACUAGAAUGGCCAAGACGGGGAGACUCCUGAGAGGAAUGGAUGAGAAACUGAAGGAAAUAUGCUGCAAAGCAGAUAUGGCAGAUAUGAACCUGAUACAGGAUUUAGGAGACAUAAUGAAGAGGUAAGUUUUUUCUGCACUGGCCAUGCCUCAGCCUGUGAACCCACAGUUCAGUGCAUGGACCAUCACUGGGAUGUCAGAAAGGCUUAACUUCUUCAGAGUGUCUAUCACCUUGGAUCGUAAGAAAUGCAGUAAUCACAAACUCCUGUUCAAAGACUUGAGGUGUUUGCAAUGCAGUCUUGAUGAUACAGACAUGUCCUGUAAUCCAACAAGAACAGAGUAUACUUCUUCAUGGGGAGCUCAGAUCCUCAGCUCUGGCAAACAUUACUGGGCAGUGGAUCUGAAAGACUCUUGUAAUUGGGUGAUAGGACUUUGCAGAGAAGCCCAGACAAAGAGGAAUGACAUGCAACUUCAGUCUGAGAGUAUCGUUCAACUUCUGUGUCUUAAAGUGGAUGACCAUUUCAGUCUCUUCUCUACUUCCUCAUUGUAACAUCAUUAUAUUCCAAGGCCCCAAGGCUGGCUGGGGGUAUUCCUGGAUUAUGAAUGUGGGAUAGUAAGCUAUAUUAACAUUGUCCAAAGUUUCCUCAUUUGUAGUUUCAUCUCACAUAUUUUCUAUUUUCCUCUCAGACCUUUCAUUAGAUCCAUGGCUCUAAAUCAUCAGGGACAGGUUACAAACCUAACCAAGACUUUGGGAAUUCUGAUAGCAGUGGAGGCUACUAUUCUGGUGACUUUCUUAAUGGAGAAAAUCAGUCAUACCUCAUUACCUUUUACUUCAUUUUACCUCCAGGAUAUCGCGAGCGCCCGGCUCAGGUCACUCAGGGCGAGGAGACCUAGAACUCCGCCGCCACGCCGCCACGCCGCGUCCCCGCCCCACGCAGCGGCCCCGCCCCUACGCAGCGACCCCGCCCUACGCAACGCCCCUGCCCUAACCGCAGCACCACCGCCCUACGCGGCGGCCCCGCCCCUACGCAGCGCCCCCUCCCUACCCAGCACCUCCACCCUACGCAGCGCCCCCUCCCUACGCAGCGCCUCCGCCCAGGCGUGCGAGGCACCACGCCCUCUUCUGCCCUGGGGGGCCUGGAGGGGGCCGCUUCAGAUCUCAGCACUCGUUGUAGUCGCUGCCACUUGCGGGAGGGCGUGA
This is a messenger RNA of Sapajus apella (tufted capuchin), 1872 nucleotides long. RefSeq names its product tripartite motif containing 77 (gene TRIM77). The record is from RefSeq and is a predicted model, not a curated record. Gene Ontology annotation, molecular function: protein binding; zinc ion binding. Lineage: Eukaryota; Metazoa; Chordata; Mammalia; Primates; Cebidae.